UGGGUUGGGGGUGCGAUGGGCGUUGUUGUGAGCUCUGAAGCAGCUUGGCUUACCCUUGUGGAAUUUCGGUGCCCAUUUUCCUGUUGUUGUGGAGGUGGUACGCAUUACUCACUUGUUGCGGGUGCUUUGAGGCUAUCGGAUCGUUGGGUUGUCGACUCUGUCUUCGAAGGUGAUGCAUUGAAUAGGAUUUUAACAACCACACCAAAUCCAUCCUCAUCGGUAAAGAUGGAUCCAGGGCAGUUGGUACUUCCAGUGGCAGGAAUUAUUGCAGCAGCUGCUGUCACCUUCUACGUUGUUAGCUUUCAACAAAUGAGUGAGAAGUCCUUCGAAGACUAUGAAACUAAGAUUGGCAAUGACGAUGGUUCUCAAACGCAGCUCAAGUCUUCAAUGAGUUCCAGAAAGAGAAGAGAGGCAAAGCAGGCUUCAAAACAAAAGAAAUGAUUCGGUCCUCCUAUCUAUAGUCAAGCUUCUGUGCACCUAAGCUCAAGUGCUGAAGUAGUACGAUGUGAAAAGCUUUAUUCCUGUCAUGGAGAUCACAUUUUAGGAUAAGUAUGUCUUUCAAUAUCCAUGGUGAAUUUUGAAAUGUUGAUCCUUAUCAUGUCCAUAUUGCAGUAGACAUUUUAGCAUGAGAUAUUCAACAUGGUGAUGCUUUUUUAUAUUCAUUUUACAAGUAUUGGAUUUUACACUUUAAGAGUAUUUAGAUUUGGGCGUUAGAACAAUGAGCUUCCAAAAGUAUUUUUAGUAAUAGAAAUAACAGACAGAAAGUGUUGUCAUGUAUAAAAUUUUAGUUUGACAUGGUGUUAGAUCUAAGGUCUCAUUUAGCAUCUCAAUUAAUAGGGUCAAUAACAAAUAGUGGAAGUACUACAAAGUUUAUGUCCAUAGAAUUUU
Messenger RNA from Physcomitrium patens, 888 nucleotides. The record is from RefSeq and is a predicted model, not a curated record. Lineage: Eukaryota; Viridiplantae; Streptophyta; Bryopsida; Funariales; Funariaceae.